GCAGAAAAUGAAGAGCCGUAUUUGUGACCUGAUUUGCCCAUUUGGGCAGCCAGCCAGCUUACACAUCAUUUGCAGAAGUCAGUCGGUGGGAUGGUGUGCAACUGGACGGCAAUGAAGGCAGCUGCCAAGGUUAUUGUGUGCGUGUGGUCACAGCUGCAGUAACGGCGGCAAGGUGCUAAGGACAGGAAAAGAAGCAGCAGUUGUGGUGGGGCGUCUUUUCCAGGAGGCAUGUUUGUGCUUUCACUUAUACUGGGCAGAGCACGUAGCUGGAUGUCAGGUUGGAGCAGGAGUGAGACUUACUCAUAGAUUAUCUGGAAUCACAUUUUUCCUUUCUGUAUUUUUAUUUUGGUUAUUUGAGUUAAACUGAAGUACGUACUGAAAGUUUCAUUGUCCUUGAUACGGCAGAAGAGACUGAAAAAGGAAUGUUUACCCUUGCAGAAGUUGCAUCGCUCAAUGACAUCCAGCCAACCUAUCGUAUCUUGAAACCAUGGUGGGAUGUAUUUAUGGAUUAUCUAGCAGUCGUUAUGUUAAUGGUUGCCAUUUUUGCUGGGACCAUGCAACUGACCAAAGACCAGGUGGUCUGCUUGCCAGUUUUGCAGUCUACUAUAAACUCAAAAGCACAACCCAGCACAUCAGGGAAGGCUGACUUUACCACUGUUGAAACAACCACUGGUCAAGGAGAAGCAUCAACAAGAACGGUUUCUUUUGGAAGUGCCCCUACUGUAACACCUGAUGUACCUCUGAGCAGAGCUACCUCUCCUCAGUAUCAACCCACUGAAUCAGGUCAGGAGCUGAAGAAGGAGCAGAAGGAUUCUUCAGGCCGUAAAACAAAUUUGGAUUUUCAGCAAUAUGUAUUUAUUAACCAGAUGUGCUAUCAUUUGGCUCUUCCUUGGUAUUCAAAAUAUUUUCCCUAUCUUGUUCUCAUCCAUACCAUUAUUUUAAUAGUCAGUAGCAAUUUUUGGUUCAAGUAUCCCAAGACCUGCUCAAAAAUUGAGCAUUUUGUGUCCAUAUUAGGGAAGUGCUUUGAGUCCCCCUGGACUACAAAAGCACUGUCUGAAACAGCAUGUGAGGACUCUGAGGAGAACAAACAGAGGUUAACUGGUGCGCAGUCCCUGCCCAAGUAUGUUUCCACUAGCAGCGAUGAAGGAAGCCCAAGUGCCAGCACUCCCAUGAUAACAAAGUCUGGCUUCAAAUUUUCGGCUGACAAGCCAAUGAUUGAAGUUCCCAGUGUCACUAUUUUAGAUAAAAAAGAUGGAGAACAAGCCAAAGCGCUGUUUGAGAAAGUCCGUAAGUUCAGGGCUCACGUGGAGGACAGUGAUCUGAUUUACAAACUCUAUGUUGGCCAGACUAUCAUCAAGACUUUCAAGUUCAUAUUUAUUCUCUGCUAUACUGCAAACUUUGUCAACACCAUUAGUUUUGAACACAUCUGCAACCCGAAAGUGGAACACCUGAUUGGCUACACGCAGUUUGAAUGUACGCACAACAUGGCUUACAUGUUGAAGAAGCUGCUUAUCAGCUAUAUUUCUCUCAUUUGUGUCUAUGGUUUUAUCUGUCUCUACACACUCUUCUGGCUGUUCCGAAUACCCUUAAAAGAAUAUUCCUUUGAAAAGGUCCGAGAAGAGAGUAGUUUCAGUGAUAUCCCUGAUGUCAAAAAUGACUUUGCGUUUCUUUUGCAUAUGGUGGAUCAGUACGACCAGCUUUAUUCUAAAAGGUUUGGUGUCUUCUUGUCAGAGGUAAGUGAGAACAAACUACGUGAAAUUAGUUUAAACCACGAAUGGACGUUCGAAAAGCUGCGGCAGCACGUUUCCCGCAAUGCCCAGGAUAAGCAGGAGUUGCACCUUUUCAUGCUGUCGGGGGUCCCUGAUGCAGUCUUUGAUCUGACGGAUCUGGAUGUGUUAAAACUGGAGCUGAUUCCUGAAGCGAAAAUCCCAGCAAAAAUCUCCCAGAUGACAAAUCUUCAGGAGCUUCAUCUGUGCCACUGCCCUGCGAAGGUCGAGCAGACUGCCUUCAGCUUCCUCCGGGACCAUUUGAGAUGCCUUUAUGUAAAAUUCACAGAUGUCGCAGAAAUUCCUGCGUGGGUGUAUUUGCUCAAAAACCUCCGUGAAUUGUAUUUGAUAGGCAACUUGAACUCUGAAAACAAUAAAAUGAUAGGGCUUGAGUCUCUCAGAGAGUUGAGACACCUUAAAAUUCUCCAUGUGAAGAGCAAUUUGACCAAAAUCCCCCCCAAUAUCACAGAUGUGGCACCGCAUCUGACAAAACUGGUCAUUCAUAAUGACGGCACUAAGCUCGUGGUACUUAAUAGCCUUAAGAAGAUGAUGAAUGUUGCGGAGUUGGAACUGCAGAACUGUGAACUGGAGAGAAUUCCCCAUGCUAUCUUCAGCCUCUCUAACUUACAGGAACUGGAUUUAAAAUCAAAUAGCAUACGCACAAUUGAAGAAAUCAUUAGUUUCCAGCACUUAAAAAGAUUUACUUGUUUAAAGCUGUGGCACAAUAAAAUAGUCAACAUUCCUUCCUCCAUUACCCACGUAAAGAACUUAGAGUCUCUUUACCUCUCCAAUAACAAACUCGAAUCCUUACCAGCCGCAGUGUUCAGUUUACAGAAACUUAGAUGUUUAGAUGUAAGCUACAACUCAAUUGCAGUGAUUCCAGUGGAAAUAAGUUUGCUUCAAAAUCUGCAGCAUUUUCACAUCACAGGAAACAAAGUUGAUGUUUUGCCAAAACAGUUGUUUAAAUGUGUAAAAUUGAGGACUUUGAGUCUGGGACAAAACUGUAUUACCUCAAUCCCAGAUAAAGUUGGUCAACUAUUGCAGCUGACUCAUCUGGAACUGAAGGGAAACUGCUUAGACCGUCUGCCAGCCACGCUGGGGCAGUGUCAGCUUCUCAGGAAAAGUGGGCUUGUUGUGGAAGAUCACCUCUUUGACACUUUGCCCUCAGAAGUUAAAGAGGUAUUGAACCAAGACACAAACAUUCCCUUUGCUAAUGGGAUUUAAGCUGAGGUGAAAUGCUCGAGUAGCUAACUUCCAAACAGUAGAUGCUAAAAAGUGUGGCUAUUGUGAGACCAUGCGUUUUUAGAAAGCAGAAUUCCUUGGAAGGCAAGACUACUAGCGGGAUUAUAAGAGAUGUAACUGAGUGUUCAAUGUUUGCAGUGUUUUAAAAGAUUAUUUCCAAAAUUUUUGAGAGGAUAAAAAAACCCUUAAUAAUCUCAAUUCUUUUUUCCUUAAAUUGUUUGUAACUUGGAUGCUGCCGCUUUUGAAUGUUUACAAAUUUGCUUGCCUGCUUAAAGUAAAUGAUUGAAUUGAUGACCUUUUCUUACUAUGCAAGUUAUUCUUUAAGGUCUGGAUUUACUUUAGUGCAUUAUGGGAGGAAAAACAAAGAUAAGUGUUGUAUGUGGAAUGGUUCUAACAGCACUUGAAACACACGUUGGUGUGUUGUUAGUGUUUAGCCAUUCUCAGCAAAUGAAGCCACCAUUUUCCUGCACUAAGGUAUGUGGUUUGCAUGGGGCCAAAUGUGUUUGCCCUCAUUCUUCAUCCUCAAGGCCUCAUGGUUUUGGAUGAGAUCUGUCUAUGACCUAGUGAGACUCCUUCAGAGCUGUGAGGACCUGUCCUGUUCCACAGCUCCUCUACCCCAGCUUCCCUAAGGCUCCUUUGUCCUGAGCAGUGGGGGGUGGUAGAAGGGAGAGUAGUGCCACUGGCCUUUCAAGUUGGGGAUAGUUUUGGCAUUUGAACUGUUCUGCACGGUAACUUUUGAGAGUCAUUAAACAGCAGGUGACUUUAUUGCUGGUGUUUUGCUCCUCUUCAGAGUUUCCAUCUGGGAAACUCGAGACGUUUUACAAGAGUCAGUGAUUGUUUUGUUUCACAGCCCUUGCCUAGGAACAGGGCUGUCUGCUCUAUUUUCCAGACUAAUGACAGAGACUUAGAAUUUACUCAAACGUGAUUUAGCUUUAUCACCUAUUGUAGCAUAUCUUCCACACAUAGACUAUAACAGUAGGAUACCCUUAUCCCAGCCCCAGUAAUUUGAUAUUUUUGAACAUUUAUGCACUGUUAGAAAACCCUAAAUGUGUGCCAGAUAAGUAAUCAAUAAAGAAAAAAGCAGACAGCAGUGAGCGUGGGAUUUUUUUUUGUUUGGUUGGUUUUGGUGAUUUUUUUUCUUUUUCAACUGAGCUUGCAUUGCCAGAACCAUUAAAGAAAUACAAUCCAUUAAAUCUGCAAAGUCAUCGGUUCUAAAUCCUGGCCACUUACAUUCCAUGUGUGCAGAAAAGAAGUACUAUGCUGAGAGAUGAUUACAUGAUUACUCAUGGUUUAAACACAAUUCCCUAUUGUAGUGUGGUCAGGACUGAACUAGUCUGUCGUUCAAGGGACCAUUCUCACACACAAAUCCUCAUGCACAGCGAUUUCUACUGUAGCUUCACCAGAGCUGCCCUGACUUACACCACUAUUAGCGAGGGGAUAGUUUAGGCCUAGGGGCAUUGAGCAGUCAGAAAUAAUUUAAAUACUGCUCUUAUGAUUCUUGCACAUUUUAUUGUUAAUCAUUUACUAUUAGUCAUGCUGGGAUGACUGUUCUCAGCUGUCUGUAGCAGUCUCCGAAUACAUACCUACACCAUAUGUUUAUGUGUAUCAGAAGACUGGUUAAUGAACGGUGGUUUUCCCACUUCUUUUGGGAUAUAGUCUGUUUUCUCCUUGCCAGCUGCUGGUAAACUUGGGAUGUUGACAGUUCUGCAGCACCAAGCCACAGGUUUGGCAGAACACUUGCAGUUACUGAUCUCCACUGGGAAAUGUUUGUGCUAAUUCUCAGAGUAUUUUUUUUUGAAUAGGAAUUGUUAAGGCUGCAGUGGAUUUUUUGUUCUGCUUUCAAGAAACUAUUUUUGCACAUAGAUCACUUUAAAAUUGCUGGACUAAUAACUCUUAGAAAAACUGUGGAAUAUAAUAUUGGUGUAUGCAUUAUAUUUGCUGCUGACUGCCAUUUCAGUUUCCAAGAAAUUGUGUCUAGGAGGGAGGAAGAGUUGGAAGAUGGCAAAGUAAUUAAAACAUUUAGAACCAUUUUUAUAUUUUUAAUCUUUUUUUCCCCUUAUUUUAUUAGCAGUGUCAGACAGAAUGCAGCCACGGACCGAUCCUGCUUUUUUUUAAAGCUUUUUUGGGUGUUUCUGAUGCUCCUAGUGUCCCUACGUUGUUCAAAAAUAAGCCCAUGUUCACUUAAUAUGAGUAGGGUAUGAAUAAAUUAGAUCCCUGUAUGACUAGUUAUUAGCCAGUUGUAUUCAUUUAGGCAACUUCCUCCCAAAUAAGUGUGUUUUAACUUCAGGCUUGUGAUGCUCACUCAGCAUAACCUCCAUUCCUGUUUUUAGGAGAACUUUCUCAGUGUGGGGAGGAACUGCCCAUCUUCCCCAGGUCACCUCCCUCCCCAGUCCUUCCUCCUCUCUGUGACUGUUUAUAAUGUUCCCGUUUCCUGCCUGUCAACUGACACAGUUUUGCUUUAAGGUCUUGGAAGUUCAUCUCUUUUCCGUGUAAGGCAUGUGAAACAUGUUUUGCAUUUCUAUUUGAUUUAAUAAAUAAGAUGUUUAUAUCUUC
This is a messenger RNA of Numida meleagris (helmeted guineafowl), 5561 nucleotides long. RefSeq names its product leucine rich repeat containing 8 family member D (gene LRRC8D). NCBI's taxonomy places the organism in Eukaryota, Metazoa, Chordata, Aves, Galliformes, Numididae. Gene Ontology annotation, molecular function: protein binding. The transcript has 2 exons. The record is from RefSeq and is a predicted model, not a curated record. Bases 423 to 2990 code for a protein of 855 amino acids.